This is a messenger RNA of Ananas comosus (pineapple), 1755 nucleotides long. Its product is annotated as vinorine synthase-like. The record is from RefSeq and is a predicted model, not a curated record. Bases 157 to 1488 code for a protein of 443 amino acids. NCBI's taxonomy places the organism in Eukaryota, Viridiplantae, Streptophyta, Magnoliopsida, Poales, Bromeliaceae. The transcript has a single exon.
AUCCUGAUCCGCACCCUUUGCGUCCCUGCCGAAUAUCACAUCGGGAGGUGUUUUUUUUNUUUUUUUUUUUUUUUUUUAGUGACUUCCCGUGUCCCCGGCGUCCUCCCUCUCUGUCUCUCUCUCCAUCGAUCUGUGUACUCGCGCGAGCACGAAACAAUGGACGAAAGUUUGGAGUUUGAGGCUGAGGUAGUGUCCAUGGAGACUAUCAAGCCGUCCACGCCCACCCCGCCGGAGCUCCGGAGCUACACGCUGGGGUGGGCCGACCAGCUCGCCCGCGUCUACCACCUCCCCGUCGCCUUCUUCUACCGGGGCUCCCCCCAAACACCUGCCGCCGAGCGCAUCCGGGCCAUGAAGUCCUCCUUGCCCCGCGCGCUCUCCCGCUUCUACCCGCUCGCGGGCGAGCUCGUCCUCAACACCCACGUCCGCUGCUGCGACGCGGGCGCCCGCUUCCUCGAGGCCCGCGCCGACGCCGACCUCGCCGACUUCCUCCGCGGCCUCCGCGGCCUCCACCACGUCGAGAAGCUCCUCCCCUGCGCGCGCUCCUGCUCCGCCGCCGGCGCCGAGGGCGCCCCCCUCCUCUCCGUCCAAGCCACCGCCUUCCGCUGCGGCGGCCUCGCCCUCGGCGUCUGCGCCUGCCACAAGAUCCUCGACGGCCGCUCCCUCUUCCUCUUCCUCCAGUCCUGGGCCUCCGCCGCACCCGACCCCGUCUUCGACGGCGCCGCGCUCUUCCCGCCGAGCGAGGACGUCGUCCCGGAGGAGGACCAGGCGCGGCCCCCCGGCGCGCCGCCGCUCGUGCGCAAGGGCUUCGUGAUCGCCGGGCCCGAGGUCGCGGCGCUCCGCUCGGGGCUCCCGAGCUCGACCACGCGAGUCCAGGCCGUGUGCGCGCUGCUGUGGCGCUGCGCGCUGCGCGCGCGCCCUCCGCCCGCGCGGGCCUCGGUGGCGUCGCUCCUGGUCGACACGCGCCCGCGCAUGGCGCCCCCCGCGCCCAACGCCUCCUUCGGCAACCGCUGCUUCUCCGCGGGAGCCGCGGCCGCGAAGGCCACGGUGGAGCUCGUCCUGGCCCGGAGCGGCGCCGCGAGGGGCGUUCUCGAGGAGGAGCUCGGCCGGUCGGCGAAGAUGAUGAACGCCGACCACACCCGGAAGCUGCGCGCGCCGGACGGGCAUUCGUCGGCCUACGCGCUGAUCGUGGACGGGGUGAUACGCAGCCGGGGGUUCGAGGGCUUCGACCAUUACUUCUUCAGCUCCUGGCUGAGCCUCCCCUUGUACGAGGUCGACUUCGGGUGGGGGAGGCCGGCCUGGGUUGGGACCACCGCGCGGGUUCGAAACCUGUCGGUGCUCAUGCCGCGGUCGCCGGAGGUGGACCCGAGAGGCGUGGAAGUGUGGGUGACGAUGGAGGAGAGCGAGAUGGCCGAGUUCGAGAAAGACGAGGAGCUCCUCCAGUUCGCGGCUCCCUUCAGAGUCGUCACUCCUCCUCCGGGACGAGCUUAGAUGUAUUGCUGAGUCUAAAUUAAUCUUUUGAUUCCUGAUCUGACGAAACAUGUCUUGGUCGUUUUGGCGAUUAUGCAUGUUUUGGUGAUUGGCUGCUGCAUGCAUGUUGUUGCUGUUGAAUAAGAUUACGGUCUCCGUUCUUUAUUCUUAAUGCAAUCGUUUAAUCCGUUUUUUGUUUUUUCAAAUAAGAGAUCUACGUCUCGAUUAUUUGCUAGCUGUUCUACUUUGGGCACAAGAAACAACAGUACGUACAGUUGCCUUUGGUUC